AAUAGUUUGUACGUAGAAGUCCAUUUACCAACAAGCAAUCAUCAUGAUAUGCGGUUUAGCUGGUCUUCUGACAACUAUCAUCACGAUCAUCGCAGUUCUGGCUGAUGAUUUAGUUGUACUAAAACAAGGAUGUCUCAUAGGGCAUCGGCUGACGUCACGGAAGGGCCGCGAGAUAUUCGCUUUUCAAGGAGUCCCUUAUGCCAAGCCACCAGUGGGGGAGUUGAGAUUCAAGCCUCCACAACCUGCAGAACCAUGGACAGGUGUGCUGGACGCUACCAAGGAAGCCCCUAUGUGUGUCCAGCGAGGGCUCUUCCCCAGCGAUAUAGAAGUCAGAGGACAGGAAGACUGUCUCUACCUCAACGUCUACACGCCACGGAUCUCGAAGAGCGGUUCGGAGGCAGCGCCUCUUGAUGUUAUGGUUUGGGUCCAUGGCGGAGGUUGGUUUACGGGAUCCGGAAACACGGACAUGUAUGGACCGCAGUAUCUCCUGGACAAAGAUAUUAUCCUGGUAACAAUGAACUAUCGUCUUGGGUUAAUAGGUUUCCUGAGUACGGAAGAUGCAGAGUGUCCGGGUAAUAACGGAAUGAAAGACCAGGUGGCAGCACUGCGCUGGGUACGUGACAACAUCGUAGAGUUCGGUGGAAACCCGAACAGGGUGACGAUAUUCGGUGAAAGUGCUGGAGGUAGCAGUACACACCUCCACAUGCUCUCUCCUGCCAGCAAAGGUUUAUUCCAUCGUGCUAUCUCCCAGAGCGGCAUUGUUUUAAGCCCCUGGGCACUUACACCUCCAGGAAGCCCGAAGUUAGUGGCAGAACAAGUGGCAGAUGUGUUUAACUGUCCGGUUCAGUCGAGCUCUGAGCUGAUCUCCUGCCUCAGGAAACAAGACGCAUACAAGUUAUACGGCGCAGAACUUUUGAUUCCAGCCAAGAGAAUGUCCCCUAUCACGUUCACUCCUGUUAUUGAAGAGCAGGUGGGAGAAGGAGAUGAAGUAUUCAUGAGUGAUCACCCCAUGAAGAUACUUCUCAGUGGUGACCUUGAACUCGUGCCGUGGAUGGUGGGAUUUGCGUCCAACGAAGGAGUGUUCUUUACAACAUUUCUAUUAGGACCAGAUCAAUCGAAGGCCAAGCUGGUGGAAAAUAGUCUGAUAACAAUUCUGCUUGAAAAUCCCGAGGACAAGUCACUCGUCAAGGAGAUUGUUAAGAAGGUCGAGGAAUUCUACUCCGGAGACAAACGGAUUAUUCACNGGGCGGGAAAUU
Cryptotermes secundus is the source of this 1256-nucleotide messenger RNA. Its product is annotated as esterase FE4. The record is from RefSeq and is a predicted model, not a curated record. NCBI's taxonomy places the organism in Eukaryota, Metazoa, Arthropoda, Insecta, Blattodea, Kalotermitidae. The annotation marks the transcript as partial. The transcript has 7 exons.